UUGUGCGUGUUCUGUCAGUUCUGUGACAUGCUAUAUUUACAUUUGCUGAUACUUAUUCGUGCUUUGCUUCAGCUGAGAGCAGUUUGUUUCUCUCUGUCAUCUGUGCUCUUCCCCCACAUAUCGUGAUAAACAUUAUGAUACGUGUAUCGGUGCAUGCCAUCACAACAUUUUGGUGUUGUGGUAUACCUAUAUAAUAUAACAGCUGCUGCAGAUAACUCUGCAAGUCUGCACACUGACUUUGACAUUGGAACAACAACUUUGUAGUUGUAAAUACAGUCUAUAUACUGUAUAAGUUACAUGUAGGGAAAUAGUCUGUGUACUGUGUAGUUGUAGUGCAUACUUGUACACCUUUUGUCCUCUACUCCUUCCCUCCACCUCCACUAGCUCGAUUGCUAUAAUUUUUUUCCUCUCUCUGCCCUCAUUGUUGCUCGCUUACAUCAGACAUGGUGCCCCUCUCUCUGUUUCUCUCAGCCUCUUGCUUUUCGUAUGAUUCUAUUUUGUCACGGUGCACUGCACGGUGUAAUGUCUCUCGCUCCUUCUGCAAGUUCUGCAUGCUGCUGAUGUGUAUAUGUGUGUGGGUGCUGUGCAUGGGUAUUGGUUCUUUUUUUUAAAGCGUGCGCGUCUCUUUCCUGCUGGUGUAUACAGAUUGAUGAAAUCAGCUGUGGUGGCAUCACCUCUUGUAAAGUUGAUGAGUGACAAAGGAGAAGAACAGCAGCAGAGAGGAGAAAGGAUGCUGAUGGAGAGCAGCAAUCUCAUCAGGACGUGCGAGUGAUCUAAACUCCAACUGCUGCUGCUGCUGCUGCUGGUUUAUUUUCCUCCCAACAAGUCUAGAGAGAAAAAUCCGUCAAGAUGGGUUCCAUAGCUCUGGAAGAGUUUGAACUCAUGAAGGACUCAAAGUAUCGAGUUUAUGUGUCAUCUGUGGACAAGGCACUCAAAAGCUUUGAGUACACCAGCGAAUGGGCAGAUUUAAUAUCUGCACUGGGCAAGCUUAACAAAGUGCUCUUGACUAACAUGAAAUUUCCAGUAAUCCCAAGGAGGAUUAAAAUUUCCAAGAGGCUAGCUCAAUGUAUGCAUCCAGCCCUACCAGCUGGAGUUCACCUAAAAGCUCUAGAAACUUAUGAUAUUAUAUUUAAAUGCAUGGGAACAAACAGAUUAAGCCACGAGCUUUUUAUUUACAGUGCUGGUCUCUUUCCACUGUUGGGCAAUGCAGCAAUGAACGUGAGACCAUUACUUCUAACAGUUUACGAAACACAUUUUGUUCCUCUGGGUGAAAGACUGAGACCUGGCUUGAGUGGCUUUCUCAGUGGGGUCCUUCCAGGACUGGAAGAGGGUUCGGAUCACUUUGACAGGACCAAUUCGUUGUUGGAAAAAGUUUGCGACGGAGUUGGUCCGGAACAUUUUUACACGUGCCUGUGGGACUGUUUGGCUUCUAAUUCUGGAAUCAGACUGCCCGCCAUAUCGUUUGCUCUGUCGCACUUUAACAAAAAGUCGACCAUGGAAGAUCAACUCUACAUCAUGGGAACCAAUGUCAACAUCAUGGUCGCCGCUCUGUGCGCCGGAGUUCAAGACAACUCGGUGCUGGUACAACGGAGCGCCUUGGACUUGCUGCUCGUGGGCUUUCCGGUUCACAAUAGCCAACUGUCGCGCCAAGACAUGGUCAACAUACUCACGGCCGCCCUCACCACGAUAUUACGACGCGACAUGAGCCUGAACAGGCGGUUGUUCGCCUGGCUACUGGGCACGGAAGUCAACACGUCGAUCCUGAAGAAGAAAGCCGAUCCCGCGGCCGCCGAGAGCUCGGCCGCCUACUUCGAGGUGUACUCGAAGGACAUGCUGAUCGAGGCAAUCAAGGCGACUCUCAGGAACAUAUGCGCCGACAACCCGCAGGACCUCAAGCCUUACCGGAUACUCAUCUCCCUGCUCGAUAAGCCCGACAUCGGGCCCGUCAUACUCGACGACAUACUCUACGAGGUCUACAGAACAUUUUACAACGCUUGUACCGCAGCGACGGGCAAAGGCUCUAAAUCGACGGAGGUGAUAAAAUCGGUAAACCUCUUGUUCUCAACCCUCGAGCCGCAGUACGUGUGGAUCCAUUGCGGCUACCUAUUCGAAAAGGCUUGCGAAAAGGACUAUGGGAGCAGAUCGGCGAGGCUACGGCGCACCUAUCAAGAGCCUUCGGUCAAACAAAUCGGCAGCUCGAUGCCCGAUCUCGCUGAAGUCUGCCUGCUCUCGGAGUUUUUGCUCGAUACCGUCUCGCUCGACGCGUUCAUCGACACACCGUCCGAGCACCUGCCGAGCCUGUUUCACCACAUAAUCGAAAAACUGACGAGCCGCAUCGACUACCUCUCAGCGAUCGAGAUAACGAAAAGUCUCGAGCUGUGCAGUAAAAUCCUCCUCAAGGUGCAACCCGUGGUCGCGGCGAACGCGAGCUCCGAGAAGCCGGAAGGUGAGACGAAGGUCGACGCAAACGGAGUCGCGGUGUCGGUCGAGAGUAACUUGGGUACGACUUCCUUGGAGAAGAGCCAAUCGGACAGUAAACUCAACAAGCCGAUACUCAACGAAUCGGCCAACAGCUCAUUCCAGGAUCGCAGUCCCAGUGUAACCAACCUUUUGACCGGGAAUGCUCUAAACUCUAGUCCUCGGAGGAGAGCAAACUCGAGCGGUGCGCCGAAAAAGAACGACAAAAAGUCCAAAAAGAAGUCCAGCAAAAGUACGUCCAAGCUCUCGGAUUCCUACUCUAUUCAAGCCGACAGCAGCAACAUAUCCGUGGUCGUGAGCGAAGAUGCCAAGUCUCCCAUGAUGGCGCGGAACAAGAGCAUGGAGGAUCUCAAGUCGACGGACUAUCAGCAGGAGAACAGCGCGGUCGUCGAGGCCCAGAAUUCCGAUACGACGAAGAGGGCGUCCUCGGGGGCUGGCUCGCUGAGCUCUCUGAACCGGGAGCCCUCGCCGGCUCAGCAGCUUCAGCACUCGAUGCUCGAAAAGUGCCUACGCCUGUACGAGCUCUUUUACGUCAAACUCGUCGAGAGAAGGAUUUUGGAUCGCGACAAGUCCGUGUCUGAACUUUUCGACUGUCUGAAAGUGUCGUCCUGCAAGGAGAGCUUCGAAGAGCGCACCAGGCAUUUGGAACGGCUGUUGAAGUUGAAACUUGAUUCCGAGGACUCGGGAUUCUACAGUCACGAUUUUCCCUCGCCGGAGGACCAGCAGUUGGACAUAUUGCAUCCGUACGUGGAAUCGGUGGACCAAUCCGAUUGGGAAGAUACGUUAAAGGUUGCCUCGAGUCUUUUUGUCGAGCUGUCCACAUUUCCAACGUACUUUAUGUCGGGCGACGGUCUGCCUGAAGAGGAAGAGCCGAAGAAUAAAAAAGUCGUGCUGCCCGAGUGGCUGAAAGUACUAAUAGUGUGCAGUUGUUGGCUUGGAAAGCAGCCUUCUCUCCAGCUCACGAGUAUCGCGACUCUGUUGGACUUGAUCGCGUUAUCCAAGGCUCACAGCGAUUCGGCUAGUCAGACACACGGCGAGGGUGUAACGACAGUUGUAAUCGUGCCCUUGUUGAAACACUGGCACGUGUCGUGCUUGAAAAACUACACGAACGUAUUCCAGAUCUUGGCUCACUCUUUGUGGCAUCAUCUUGGAGAGCUCCCCGUGCACAAGUACAGAAUCCGCUGUGUCGAAUUACUACACGAAUUGCAUCACACGCUGAGUGAUUCCUGCGACGCUGUUGAGGAUGUAAUUGGGUCAGCGCUAAUGGCCGAGAGCAUGGAGAAAAGAAUCGAGGCGUGCAAUCGAUUUUCUACUCUGUGGCAUCUUGGAAGGGACAUCGAAACUAAUCCUCGAUUGAGAGGAUGUUUACGAGGUUUUGAUAAAUCACUGCUCAAACUGCUCGACAAUCUUCAAUUAGCUGACAACUCGCCGCUCAAACUCCAGUCGCAAUCCUGGCUGUUGCACUGCCUUGUGCGCAAUGACAUUUCGCGUAUUGUCAACCCCGUGCUGAUGAUGCUACUCGAUCCCUCUACGUGUCGCAUGAGUGUCCUUCACGUUAGCAUCCAGCACAGCAACAUCGUGCUGACAAGGAGCGACCCAGCAACUCUACAAGAAAAAUCUGAAAACGCGCAGGACGACGCUGAGGGCACAGCUAAUAUAUACGCUAUUAGCUCUGUCGAUGGUAAUGUCAUCUACCACGUGAGCAAUAGCCAAGAAGAGCGUCACGAUGACAAAAAAUGGAAACGAGGCUACCGCAAGAAAAAAUCGAUAAUAAAUCCAGUGAAGGUGAAACGCAUAUUCGCGGUAACAACGUUAACAAGCGACAGCAAGGGUAGCCAAUACGUGACCGAACGAAAUCAAACAACGAUGCGCGAGCUCGAGGUACCACCCGCAAUCUCGGGCAAUCGUAGGAUAUCGGUCUUUGUGAAUCCAUUGUCGAUGAAUGGCAAUGAAAACUCAAACGAUUCGCUCACGGAAGACGACUCUUCCCAGCAUACGUCGAAGAAGAAUGCCUCUACUCCUGUAGGUAGUUCUGGUCAUAACGCGUUUACGAAUGAGAUGCUGAGAAACGUCCGGAGGUUCAAAAAGCCGGAAUACAGCAAAGGAUCUACGGGCAGUUUGGACGAGAGUCUGUUCGAGUCUGUGGAUUCGGUGACGCAAUCGGUUCAAACGAAAGACAAAGGUGAAGAAGACGAGAAAAAGUUGAAUGGCGAGGCGGGUUCGUCGUCUCUGGACUCCAUCACGAAUAGUUUGGCUUCCAGCAGUCCUGAGAUCGUUGCCACCAAUAAAAUAACACUGAAAUCGAAGAAAGAACCAGUGCUAAUGCCCAAUAGCUCACGCGAAGUUGCCGGAACGAUAAUAAAGGGAAAAUACAAUAUAACGAAUCACGAGUUGAAUGCUACAUCGUAUGAAAUGAAUGAUACGGUCGGUAGUUUCGAGACUACCAACGAGGUACCGAGUUGGACGAUGGGAGAUGAAGAGGGCGAUCUGGAAACAAGCACUACUGCCGAGGAAUAUUUCAGCAACUCGAGCGGUGUCAGUAUAGUAGAGGAUGUGCUCAACGAAGUAAUCAAUAAGGCUGUUGAGUUAUGCGAGGAGAACAACGAGACUAAAUUGAAUGAAGAAUCCAUACAUUUGGACAGUGGUGGCAUUAAACGCAGCAGUACGGGUGGCGUGGGCGUGCACAACUUACACUCGCACAUGCUUCUGUAUUGCGGUGUUUACGACUCGACUCGUACCCUUUACGCCCUGCGAAUCCUGCGUAACGAAGUGCUAACCAACGCCCGGAUGUUUCUGUGCGCCGCGGCGACAACCGGCGUGUCAACAAACUCACGAAGUGCUUCUCUCCUUACUUUGUUGGCUCGUCAUCGUAAAAGUGUGUUUGGCAGGAACUUUUAUGGCGAAGUUGCGAAUACAGAGUUUGUCGCUGCGUACAGAAGCAGCAUGUACUUGGAGCUGCUCAUCAGCGUGUGCCUUUACUUUUCGCGGAGUUAUUAUCCAAAUCUCGGUCAGAUGAGAUUGACACAAGAGGAGAUAUCGGGCAACAGACAGGUUCAGCUGGCAAGUUCGGAAUUGUUGACGCUUAUAUUUUCGGAACUGAUACCAAUAGUGCGAGAUUCCGGAAAAGGUUUUAGUUGUUAUAUCAUGGAUUUAUUGACGAAAUGUAAGGUGCAAAAAGUUGCACUUCACUGCCUUGUGUCGAGUGUGCUAACGAUGAAGAACGCUCAGAAGGACAGCGACGACAUUUUUACGUUUACCGAGGAAAUUGUGCAGUUUAACGAUCCUGUCACGGAAAACGAUGUUAAUAAGUGUAAAUACAGAGCGAGCGAUCAUACGGAAGCCUUCCAAAUGCAAUUAUUAAGAUUAUUGUUAGCUUUGAUAAUGCUUGAGCAUCAAUGCGGAGCACUGAAGAGCGAAGACGUGGCGGCUGCGUCGACACCGUCGAGCCCAUCACGGAAUAAUCACAGCUUAUCCAGUAACACGUUGAAAUACGUUCUUGGAGCUCCAAUCACCCAGCAACCUAUGUUUAUCGCGAGCAUUCUCAGUGCUUUAAAGUUAGAGCACAUGAGACACCUGCAUCAGUACUGGACGACGCUCGUCACAUCUAGUCUACCAUUCAUGGGCUCAUCACUGACGCAGAUCGUCAUGUCGGUCAUUCAUCAGCUCUGCUGCAACAUCGAGCAGCUAGCAUCUUACUACGUGAGCGAUGAAGCGUUACUUUUGUCGCGUAAAUGCGAGGAUAUCAGUGUGGUUGAAUGCUGCCUACCCGCAGACUACACCGUCACGCAUUUAGAGGCUUUGACUUUUUUGCUGCAUUAUUGCUUACUCGACAGCUCGCAACAGAUUGUAUUCUCGUUCAAUCAGCCAAGCAGCGCGAUACAAACUGGAAUGCCUGGGGCCAAUCCUGGUCAGAUAUUCAAUAACCUCAUGCACGUUUUCAUGCCCACUUCUUUAAGUACCGAGGCCAAUGGCCCCAAAGAUAAAAAUGCUACAAACGAGAAAUUCCUCGCUGCGAGGAGAAUGGCGCUAAGUCACCUACCUAGGAUAAUAGCUUCGCUUUCUACGCUCUGGCAAGCGGUUUUAAUUAUUAAGGACAACGAGCAGGCGACGUGCGUCGUAGGCAGCCCUCGGAUAGUUAAGUAUCAACUUUUGGAACUUCUUUCUCCUAUUUCCUUCCACCAUGGUGUUAAUUUCUUAGCUGCAGUCGCCGUAGCUUGGCACGAAAGGAGGCAACCCUCGUCUAAUUCUAAGAGGGUAUUACCAGAGGCUUGUCCAAACCAGCAAGUUUUAGUUCAAUUAGUUAGUGCAAUUCGCGUCAUGCCUAUUGAUACAUUAGUACAAACCGUUCACCAAGUUAUUAAAACCCCACCGCCCGUUAAUGGAGUGAAGCAGGACUUUUGUCUGGAAGUUUCGGUUUUAGAAUUACUUUACAUUUACAUGCAAAGCAAUACGUCGCAGACUCUCGUCGAGUCGUGGGCGUCGCUUCUUGGCUUGUUAAAAGAUGGCAUUUCUUUGACUGCUCCCGCACAAUUUCUGCUGUUAGCAAUUUUGAAUGAAUAUGUGCAAAAGUGCCCUCCAAUGCAGGAGAAGAAAGACGUGAGAGAUUUACUAGAUAUUACGGCUAAGCUCGUCGAAUCGUGCUCUCAAAUUGCCGGUGCGUGUCUCGAACAAACUACUUGGUUACGAAGAAACUUGGCUGUGCGUGAAGAUGUUUUCGACACGUCGGAACCCUCUUCUUCCGAGGGUAAAGAGGGCAAAACCGGCACAAUCACACCUGGCACUCCACCAAACUCCGCAUACAGCGUACAAGCGCAAGCCGUGCUAGCGGAAAUUUUGGCGCCGCUUCUCGAUGUUGGCUACGGAUCUCAAGAAAAAGAACGCGUCGCUACUCUAUUGACCAAUUUGAUGUACAACGUCACACCUUACCUGAAGAAUCACACAACGAAAAAUAUUGCAUCGUUCACUGCCUGCUCUCAGCUCUUGAGCUCGCUCUCCGGAUAUCCAUACACGCGCAAAGCAUGGCGUAAAGACGUCCUAGAUCUACUUUUGGAUCCUGCCUUUUUCCAAAUGACAGCUGCUUGCUUACCCUACUGGAGAACAGUGAUCGACAAUUUGAUGACACACGACAAUACAACGUUUAGAGAUUUAUUGACCAAAGUAUCACUAGCACAGAGUAGCAGCAUUAGCAUUUUCUCGUCAAAGGAACAAGAGUACGAGCAGAGGGCACAAUUGUUAAAAAGACUAGCAUUCGUUAUUCUGUGCAGUGAAAUGGACCAGUAUCACAAAUACAUGCCAGAAAUUCAAGAACGCCUUGCCGACAGUCUCCGAUUACCUCAGGUAGUGCCCUCAAUUCAGGCUCAAGUAUUCCUAUGUUUUCGAGUUUUGCUACUACGUGUAUCACCACAACACGCUACCUCGCUGUGGCCAGUUAUAGUCAGUGAAUUGGUUCAAGUGUUUUUGUACAUCGAGCAAGAAUUGAGCACCGACACUGAGGAGUUUGGUCGUCAGAACAGUUCGCACAUCAAGUUGCUGUCGGCACUGGACUCCUCGUGGGCCGUUAACGCUAACAACGGACUCCAGGCGCACGGACAUCCGCACUGGUUACAGCUGCAGCUCGCAGCCGCCAAACUGCUGGAUCUAGCGCUUCUGUUGCCGGCCCAUCGACUGCCCCAGUUUCAAAUGUACCGUUGGGCAUUCGUUGGAGAUGCCGCGUCGGGCAGUACGGAUAAUAACAAUUUGAGUUCGGACUUUGUGCCGCACAUAACCAGGAUAGCCAAACUCAUGGACAGUAAAUUCAAAGGUGGCGAGUCGCCGUCCGCCCUGCCCCAAGGCGAGCUGUUGCUGACCUCGAGCAACAUCCGCUCGUUGCAGGACCUGCAUCGUUUCUUCGUGGCCCUGAGCCACCGCUCCGAGGAAUCGUCCACGAAUUUGAACGUCGGCCAGCUCGAGUCGGUCAUCGAGCAGGACUUUCUCGAGAAGAUGCCGAGCGUGCCCGCGAGAUAGUCGGGCAGUACGGGCUCGCCGGCAAUUGUUGCCGACGUUCGUGGGACGAUGAUGCGCGAUUUGCGCUACGCCGUUGCUUGCUGAUGCAGGGGACGACAAA
Copidosoma floridanum is the source of this 8581-nucleotide messenger RNA. Its product is annotated as protein DOP1 homolog. Gene Ontology annotation, biological process: Golgi to endosome transport. Gene Ontology annotation, cellular component: endosome; trans-Golgi network. The record is from RefSeq and is a predicted model, not a curated record. NCBI's taxonomy places the organism in Eukaryota, Metazoa, Arthropoda, Insecta, Hymenoptera, Encyrtidae.